CGUUGUCCAGAGAAAUGGCAAAGAAAAAGUAAAAAAGCAAAAGGAGAAAUGCACAUGUCUGCCAAAGGAACCGUUGUACCAGCGAGAACUAUUGGAGCAAAAUGUAAAUGUCAAUUAAAAUAUUUUGAGCUGAUUGGUGACGAUAAGAUUCGGAAGAUUUUCGAAGAAUUUAAUAGAAUUGGCGAUAAGCAGAAGCAAGAUAUUUACUUGGCUGGAUUGAUUAUUCCUCGAACAGUUGCCAGAAGACGGAGCAGGGCUGAAACGGGAAAAGAAAAAGAAACUUCUUUCAAAUAUAAGGUUCGGGUUAAUGGACAAGAAUAUCCAGUUUGCAAGAAUGCAAUGUGGGCUAUCCAUGGCAUAACAAAAUUUAGAGUAGAAAACAUUGCCAAAUCUCUUAUUUUUUAUCCAAAUCCAAUAUUGUGUUCCAACCGGACAUGCGAGGUAGACACCUAAACGGGCCGAAUAAGAUCCUGGAAAAUAUUGUUAAAACUAUAGAUGAUCAUAUAAGAAGUUUCCCCCGACGAUCUUCCCAUUAUAGUAGGGAGAAAAACGAUGGACGAUACUAUUUGCCGGCAGAGUUAAAUGUUACUAAAAUGCACAAAUUAUUUUUAGAAAAAUAUGAGCCCACAGUUUUUGCAGAAAUGCAAGACAGCAAAGAAAGCAAACCACAAGUAACUUAUGAUUAUUAUCAUCGUUAUUUUUUGCACAACUUUAAUAUAAGUUUUGGCUCACCAAGAUCUGAUACAUGUCAGAAAUGUGAUCGUCUACAAAACAUGAUUAAUGCGGAGCAGAUCGUCGAAAAUAAAGCAUCCUUGCAAGCUGAGAAAGAGCUACACAUACGUAAAUCUGAAGUGUUUUAUACUUCAUUAAAAGAAAAGUCGGGAAUAGCUUUGAAUGAUCCCUCUGUCGAAGUGCUAUGUUUUGACUAUGAGCAAAAUUUACCAUUACCCCAUGUCCCCGCUGGCGACGUCUUUUAUAAGCGACAACUCUGGGUGUAUAACUUUUGCGUACACUCUGCAAAAAGUGGAACUUCUGUUUUUUAUAUGUAUGACGAAGUCACGUCGAAAAAGGGGAGUAAUGAAGUAAUUAGCUUUUUGAAUCAUUAUAUAAAUACUUACCUGCCUGAUACUGUACGAACAUUGUAUCUAUUUUCCGACAAUGCCUUCGCCCAAAAUAAAACAUUAGUAAAAUACUUGUAUACUCUUACGAACAUCAACCAGAAGGGUAUUUUGAAUAUCGUCCAUCAGUAUCCAGAGCCAGGGCAUAGCUUCCUGCCAUGCGACCGAUCAUUUGCUUUAAUCGAAAAGGCUA
This is a messenger RNA of Sitophilus oryzae (rice weevil), 1311 nucleotides long. RefSeq lists its product as uncharacterized. Lineage: Eukaryota; Metazoa; Arthropoda; Insecta; Coleoptera; Curculionidae. The transcript has 3 exons. The coding region runs from base 49 to 453 and encodes 134 amino acids. The record is from RefSeq and is a predicted model, not a curated record.